UUAUCUUAGAAAAACGUCUCACAGAUUAAUACUUAAUUAAUCCGAUCUCAACCUGAUACACGACCAAAGUGGAAUUCGUUGGUCCCCUCCAAUAGCCGCAAUCUCAGAUCCGAUCCCUCUCUCUCUCUCUCUCUCUCUCUCCGCAGUCGCGAUAAUGGUAAAUCAGAGUUACGUUCGUGGGAAUACAAUCGAGUAUCUUUGAGGCCCCCCGAUGAUGCAUUACUAACCAUGCUUCUUCUUCUUGUUUUUUUUUUUUUUUUCAAAUUGAUUUUCCUUUAUUAUUUCUUCGGGUCCAUUUGCUGCCUCUGGAAUGAUGCUUCUUUAGCCAAAUCAGACUAUUUUUGAUGUGCUCCGUGAGGCAUCCUCUUUCAAAGCUUUUCUCUUAGUAACCGGUGAUAUAGCUUUGGUUGGAUGCCUUUCGUCGAAGCGCAUCCUCUGAUGAUACACUUGAGAUUGGUUGCCUUGCUGACCCAGAGUUUGCCCUUAUUCAGCAAGUGGGAAUUGUUUGAUUUAUCAAGCAAAGUUAUAUUUCCGCGGCUCUUGUUGUAUGAAUGGAUCCCCUUGCUCUCCAGGGAGCUGCCCAACAGUGUGCUUAUAAUGAAUUUUUUAAGUAGUUCAUAUUCUCUGCGUUUCUGCUUCUCUUCUCGUAUCUGGUUCUCAGUGAUGAAAUGAUGGCAUAGGAUUUUUGAACUAGUUGUCUUUUGAACCAACAAGAAUGCAAUUUUUUUAAUCUGCACUAAGCGAGCUUAUCUUUAUAAAAGCACAACUCCUACUCUGUUGCAGUUAUGAUUGCUGGUUUUCCCUUUCAGGUGAUUGGCAAAGUUCAAGAAGAGGCCGAGGGCCGUGCAUUAAGCCAUAUGCAUGUCCUUCUCUCGCCAAUCCUUCUGUUGGUAUCUCUAGUUAAACUUGCUCAGAUAGAAAGCCGCCUGGGGUGGGCUGCCUAAGGGGCAGAGUUAGAGAAGAAGGUGCUUUUGGUGGAAAAGCUAAAAGCACCGAGCCUGGUGGAGAUGAGGGGAGGGCUAAAGGCAGGGGUAGGUGAAAUUCAGCUGGUAAACCCGGCGGAAACAAAGUGCGGGCUGUCAUGUUCAUCAAGGAAUGACUGAUACCUUAAUCACCAUUUUUUAACAGUCUUAAGGUUUAAUGCCCUUCAAUCUUCGUAAUUGUUGCUAUUGGUCUAGGACAAUGGCAUUCUUGUCUCUGCAAUCUUUCUUCAGUUGAAUGAUAUACCUUAAUAGCAUGAGCUGGAUGGUGGAUCGAGGAUGGAGGUUUAGGUCAUUGGUCAAAAUCCCAUUUGGAUGCAUGAGUUUAUGACAUUGUUAAUCAUAUGAUUCUUGUCCCUGCAAUCUUUCUUCACUCAAACAAUCUAUCUUCCUGGCAUGAGCAGGAUGGAAGGUGGGUGAACAAGGUCGUUUGAUAUUAUGUUCAACAGUUCAGUAAUUGAAUUGGAAACAGUUUGGCAAACUUGAAGCAUUAUGUUUCAUUUACAAACAAGAUCAAAUGGGAUAUCAGUCUUGCUACGCUGCUAUUAGGACGGUUGCAUGGAAGGAAGAUUGCUAAUGAGGAGCAGAUUCAGUGUCUUAUUCUCUUGAUGUAAAACUUUUUGAAACAGAAAGUCAAUUAGUAGUUUUCGUUCUUUGAUGUCUUCAGUGGUGAUGGUGCAUCUUCGGCUUUCCCUAAACUUCUAAAUCUCAUUAACAGUUUCUAGUGUCUGGCAAUGUAUGACUAUAUAUGGCUAUAUAGUUUUAACACUUAAAUGCCUAAUCUCGUCUUAAUACACAUUCAAUGUAAGAUUCAUGGCUCUCUUAUGGGCCUUGACAUUAAGUUUAUGUCCAACACAAAUAGCAAAGUUCUUCCUUGGAAAAGAAUAAAGAGCUGCAGAUUGUGAAUAUCCCAUCCAGUGUUUUUUUUUAAGAUAGAAUAAAUGGCUCUCCAUUUUCCGAAUCUUAUCGUUGACUUUCCUCUCCUCAAACCUCUUUUCGAAAAAUAUUUUUCUCAAUUUAUUUUAAAAAAAAAGUAUUAAAUUUUUUAGUAACGUAUUUAAAUAGCUUAUCAAACACAAACAUAUCUCAUAUGCAGAUAUUUUUUGACUUUCUGUUGGAACCUUUGUCUUCAGAAACACAUGCACACAGAUAACGACGUUGAACUUGUUACUCCAUUAAUCUAAGCUUUUCUUACAGCAACCACCUUUUCAGCCCGACAGUAACUGGAUGCUUUCAGAAUGGCUGAAAUCAAAGCAGAACCUGCUCAACAUCAUACUGUGACCAUCCCCAUGGCCGACGACUCAGCUCAGAAGCCCCAUAAAACUCAGCGUGUUGCCUCACUUGACAUUUUCAGAGGCCUUACUGUGGCGCUGAUGAUUCUAGUAGAUGAUGCUGGAGGAGAGUGGCCUGUGAUUGGUCAUGCACCAUGGCACGGCUGCAACCUUGCCGAUUUCGUUAUGCCCUUCUUUCUUUUCAUUGUUGGCAUGGCCAUUCCUCUUGCUCUUAAGAGAAUACCAGGUAAACGCAAAGCUAUCCAGAAGGUGGGUUUCAGGACUUUGAAGCUCCUCUUUUGGGGUCUCUUAUUACAAGGAGGGUAUUCACAUGCUCCUGACGUGCUAACAAAUGGCGUUGAUAUGAAAAUGAUAAGAUUCUGUGGCAUUCUACAGAGAAUAGCUUUUGCAUAUCUGGUAGUGGCACUUGCAGAGAUUUUUCUGAAAGAUGCACAACCCAAAGAUGUUUCAGCUGGUCAUUUCUCUGUGUUCAGGUUAUCCUGUUGGCAUUGGCUGGUGGGUGCAUGCAUACUUAUUAUGUACUUGGCUUUACUUUACGGAAUAUAUGUUCCUGACUGGCAGUUCACUGUCCAAAAUAAGGACAGUGCUGAUUAUGGGAAGGUUUUCACCGUAGCCUGCAAUGUGAGAGGAAAACUGGAUCCUCCUUGCAAUGCUGUGGGAUAUAUUGACAGAGAAAUAUUAGGGAUCAAUCACAUGUACCAACGACCAGCAUGGAGAAGAUCCAAGGCUUGCACAGUGAAUUCCCCUUACGAGGGACCAUUUAAAGAUGCCGCUCCAUCAUGGUGCCAUGCACCCUUCGAACCUGAAGGGAUUCUAAGUUCUAUAUCUGCUAUUCUUUCCACAAUCAUUGGAGUCCAUUUUGGGCAUGUGCUUGUACAUUUGAAGGGUCAUUCUGAAAGACUGAGGCAGUGGAUCAUAGUGGGAUUUGCUCUCCUUAUUCUUGGAAUUGUUCUACAUUUCACAGCGAUUCCUUUGAAUAAACAGCUAUACACUUUCAGCUAUGUUUGUGUAACAUCUGGAGCAGCAGCACUUGUUUUCUCAGCCAUCUAUAUCCUGGUUGAUAUUUGGGAUCUGAAGCUGGUGUUUCUGCCAUUAAAAUGGAUUGGCAUGAAUGCCAUGCUGGUUUAUGUUAUGGCAGCUGAAGGGAUCUUUGCAGGUUUCAUCAAUGGAUGGUACUACGAGGAUCCACAUAAUACACUGGUAUAUUGGAUUCAAAAGCACAUAUUCAUUGGGGUUUGGCAUUCAAGAAGAGUAGGCAUUCUGCUCUAUGUUAUAUUUGCAGAGAUCCUCUUCUGGGCUAUCAUUGCAGGCAUUUUGCAUCGAUCAGGAAUUUAUUGGAAGCUUUGAGAUUUCCCCCAAGGCCAUAUGGAUACUCAGUAACUUGCAAUACUGAAAUAUUAGAUACUUAGUUAUUGAAAUAUUAUAUAAUUUGGGCCUCCUUGAAACAUGAUUCCCACCAUGGACGACUUAAAUAUUCGAUUGUUAUUGUAAGUGGUAGAGUGACUUUAUUGUCACGAUACACUAGCACUCAAUCUUUUGUUGUUUCGAUUCGUAUUUUUUUUAAAAAAAAACUUAUAUAAUUUUCUAAUUUUUUCAGUAAAUUGUCAAUGAUGUCAAAA
Theobroma umbraticum is the source of this 3891-nucleotide messenger RNA. Its product is annotated as heparan-alpha-glucosaminide N-acetyltransferase-like protein (DUF1624). Lineage: Eukaryota; Viridiplantae; Streptophyta; Magnoliopsida; Malvales; Malvaceae. The record is from RefSeq and is a predicted model, not a curated record.